Hermetia illucens (black soldier fly) is the source of this 3365-nucleotide messenger RNA. RefSeq names its product ATP-dependent DNA helicase Q5 (gene RecQ5). The record is from RefSeq and is a predicted model, not a curated record. Bases 323 to 3322 code for a protein of 999 amino acids. NCBI's taxonomy places the organism in Eukaryota, Metazoa, Arthropoda, Insecta, Diptera, Stratiomyidae. Gene Ontology annotation, biological process: double-strand break repair via homologous recombination. Gene Ontology annotation, molecular function: ATP binding; 3'-5' DNA helicase activity; four-way junction helicase activity. Gene Ontology annotation, cellular component: cytoplasm; chromosome. The transcript is spliced from 7 exons.
GCCGCCAAUGUUUACGUUCGAUAAGCAAUUGCGGCGUGUGGGUAAACCGAAUGGUCGGUCACGGAAUUUUUUUCCAUUUUUAGCAUAGAUAUCCAUUGAUUGCCAGAUAAACAAUUUCAGCUCGGAAUUUGCGUUACGGGGCGUUAAGAUAAUAAAACCUUAGUGCGAUAGAAAUGUUGCAAUUUGCCAGUUGUCUGUAUGAAAAAAUGUCGUCCUGCAAGAACAGAGAAGUGCUCAAUGUAUAGCUGUAGAUUGUUGGCUCCGCUGAUGAGUUGCUGAAGGUGAUAACAAAUUCUCAGGUACUUUUCAAUAGGACGUAAUCAUGGAUGAUUUUGAACUACUAGAAAAGUUGAAGACCCAUUUUGGGCACCCUAGAUUCAAAAGUAGUUUACAGUUGAAUGCUAUAAAGGCAGCAUUAGAAGGUAAACGGGAUAUUUAUGUUUCUAUGCCAACUGGUUCAGGGAAAUCCUUAUGCUUCCAAUUGCCCGGUGUUUUACAAGAAAAUAAAGUUACCAUUGUAUUCUCUCCCCUCUUGGCUCUGAUUAAGGAUCAAAUCGAUCACCUUACCAAGCUGAAAAUUUCAGCAGAUUCGAUCAAUUCAAAAAUGGGAUCAGCAGAACGAAAGCGAGUUCUAAAUGAUUUAAAAAGCAUUAGGCCUUCCAUUAAAUUCCUUUACAUCACACCUGAGCAAGCCAACACAGAAACGUGCAAAGAUCUAAUUGAUUCGCUUGUGAAAUAUAAGAAAUUGGCUUACAUCGUGGUGGAUGAAGCCCAUUGUGUCAGCCAAUGGGGUCAUGACUUUCGACCAGACUUUCUAAAACUUGGUGCACUUCGAGAUAAGUACCCAAAUGUGUCCUGGAUUGCACUCACCGCCACUGCUUCCAAACAAGUCGUAGAGGACAUCUAUGAACAAUUGAGGUUUAGAAAACCCGUCUCCGAGUUUAAGACUCCCUGUUUUCGUAAGAACCUGUACUAUGACGUCGUGUUCAAAAAUACUAUUCAGAGAGAUAUGAUGCAUUUAAAAGACUAUAUAGACAAUUGCUUGAUGAGCUACACUGGGGAUGAAAAGCCUUGCGGGAUUGUAUAUUGUCGAAAGAGAGAGGAUGUUGAAAGUGUGGCGUAUGGACUUACUAAGCUCGGUAUGCCAACCGUAGCCUAUCAUGCCGGAUUGAAGUCCGGGGACAGAAUACAGGUUCAGGAGGAUUGGAUGUCAGGGAAAUAUCCUGUGAUAAGUGCAACGAUAAGUUUCGGAAUGGGUGUGGAUAAGUCAUCAGUGCGUUUUGUGGUUCAUUGGAGUCUUCCACAAAAUAUUGCCAACUAUUAUCAGGAAUCUGGCCGAGCUGGUCGUGAUGGCUUGCCAGCCUUUUGUCGAAUAUACUACUGUCGAGACGAUGUGAAAUCAAUUAGCUUCCUGCUACAGGCUGACGUGAAUAAAGCAAAACAGCAAACACGGAUGGAACAAUCAAAGCUCGCUCAAAAGCAAUUCGACAAAGUGAUUGACUACUGCGAAGGAUUUAAGUGUCGUCAUAAAUGUUUUUCGGAUUUUUUCGGUGACCCUCCUCCACCGUGCAAGGACCGUUGUGAUGUAUGCAAAACGCCGAAGCAAGUUUCUAAGGCAAUAGAUAUGUUCAAAAAGUUGUCCAUGCAAAGCAUUUUCGGUCAUCACGAUAUUUCGUCACUCGACGAUGGAGAUUUAUAUGAAGGUGGUCGUUCCGGGGUACGAAGGGCUGCCAAGGAAUACAAGAAUGACGACGAUUCGGAUUCUAAUGAGAAUGUUGAAGCACAAUGGAAGAAAGCGUCGCAGUUACUUAUCGAACAGCAGUUCGCCCUAAGAAGGUCAAAAAACGAAGAAACCGACCCGGAUAAAAAAGAGUUGGCUUUAGCUGAGAAGGUGUCAAAGGUAAAGGCAGCUCAAUCAACAACGGUGAAAGUGGCAGGAUUAACACUAGCACUAAGAGAGAGCUACCUUACAAUGUUUCUGGACUCCCUAAGGAUAAAUCUUGCCAAGUGCACUUCGCCUGAGUUUGGUGAGCUCAGAUUGAAGAAUAAAGACUAUGAAAAUAUCGCUGUGGAGUUGGAGUAUGAGAGUUUCACAAGCAAUAAGGUCCUAAGCUUGUAUAAAAGGGCAAUCGCGAAGAAGGUAUCUGAUAUAAAACAGGCUUCUAUGAAGAAUGUCCUUUGUGAAGCUAUCAAGAGCUAUCAGCCCCCGGUCAAAGUCGAGAUCAGUGAAACAAGCAGAAUGUCGCCAGUCCAGGAAAAAAGUCAAACCGUUCCUAAACAAAUCGCCAAAAAGAAAAGCUUCAAGAAAGAGCUGGAAGUACAAACGUCCAUAAAUUCAUAUUUUAAAUGUUUGGGACAAUCAAAGACACCAAAGGAGGAGGAAAAGUCACCUACAGAGAGCAUGGAAUUUAGUAUCAAACAAGAGCCAGCAGAUUCAGAUAAUGGUAGCGAUGGUGAGAGUAAAAAUGAUCCAUUGGUGGUUAUAAAGACAGAAACUAAUUCUAUCGAUGACAGCAAGGAAACUGAGCCACAAGAAAUAUCGAUAAAGAAAAAAACUUAUAAAAGUAAAAUCCCGGCUGCAUCGGAAUCUAAUGCGCCCGUGAAGUCAGAGUAUUACAGGAUUCGGCCACCCAUAUUCGAGAAAAAGGAAGAAUCUCAUGAAACUGAAACCAAACCGAAUAUUAAGGAAGAGCCCCCAAAAGCGGAACACAUUGAGAAGUCUCCUUCAAACACUACAGACAAAAGUACAACAAACGAAAACGAAAAUAAAUCAACUGAAGAUGCAGAAACCAAACCAACCUCUCCUCCAAAAGUCCUCCUCCAUAAAAGUCUCGAAAACAGAGGUGAAUCCAGUAAAACUAAUGAAGUCCAACCUCCUCACAAACACGGACUCCAUAAUGAGAAAGAUCCGCAACCUAAACACAGUUCGAAGCGGCCAUGGCCUGAUAAAAGUAGUGAUAGUGAAGGCGCUCCAGUAAAGAAAGUCAAACAUGAAUCAACAUCCUCUUCGAAGCGGCCAUUGCCUGAUAAAAGUAGUGACAAUGAAGGUGCUCCAGUAAAGAAAGUCAAACAUGAAUCAACAUCCUCCGAGGAGACUGUAAAACGAGAAAAGGAAGAUAAGUCUGAGCUGGCCGCAUUUGUGGUGAAGUGCUUGAUGCCUUACUACAAAAGCGGAAGUAUAAAAUCCAAGGAUCGUUUCAAAUCGCUGGCAAGGGAUAUUACGCAUAAGUUUCAAGAGAAAUGCUUGGAUAAAACUGCAGUCAAGGCACAUGUUCACAAGCUAUUUGGUAAUGAAAAGAUUAAAGUGGAAUUGAGCGUCUAAAUUUUAUUAUUUAUAACUUAUAUAGUCAUUAAUAAAAUACGAA